AUGGAUCCAAUUGCAUUUGCUGCUGCAUAUGGUUCAUUAAUGCAACAAAAUUUUAAUGUAUCAUUAGGAUUGCUUAUAUUGAAUAGUAUUGAUGGUGAUCAUCAUGGUCAAUCAUCACCAUCAUCAUCGAUUUCAUCGAGUAUUGGCUCAUCAUCACCAUCAUCGAUGAUGAAUGGAUUUUUUAAAAUCAAUCCAAUGGAUAAUGAUGAAAUCAAUGAAUCAUCGAAAAGACGACAAUCAUCAUCAAUGAAUAGUAAUAAUUCGAUUACAUCAUUAGAUAAUAAUAAUGAUGAUGAUGAUGAUGAUGACGAACCAAUUAUCGAUGUUGUUGAUCAAGAUGAAGAAAAACCAAUCAAUCUAUCAACAAAUAAUGAUGAUGACGAUUCCGCAGCAGAAUUAUUGAUUAAACAUUCAAACAAUAAUAAUAAUAAUAAUUUAUAUAAUCCAAUAUGCCAUCAAAACAGCAAUAUGAUGACACCACCAAAUUCACCACCAUUCUAUGCUAAUCCAUUUCUUUAUUCAGCUGUAGCUGCUGCUGUUGGUCAACAACAACAACAAACAAUUGCGGGAAAAAAUUUAAAAGAAAAUCAUCGUCAUCCGCAACAAGAUUGCAUUCAAUCAAAUCGAUCUCGUUCAUUAAUUCAUUCAAAUUUGGCUGAUAAUAAUAGUAAUAAUAAUGCUCAUCAUCAUCAUCCACAACCAUCAAAUCAGAUUGCAAAUACAUCAUCAGCUAUAGCAGCAUAUUUACAACCUGGAUAUUCAUCCGCUGCCGCCGCAUCAUUCAAUAAUGAACAACAAAAAACAUUAUUACGUUCAUUAUUUCCUUCCGGUGAUAUGUUUUCCUCCUUGAUUCCAACAUCAUCCGCAGAUGUCGCACGUAAUUCUUUAUUAUCAUCAUUAAAUUUGGUUGAUCAUAAUAAUCCACAUAAUCAUCAUCAUCAAUUGAUGGCUGCAGCAGCAGCUGCUGCUGCUCAUGCUUCGGCUUCUGCUUCCGUUGUAUCAUCGAAAUCGAAAUCAUCAUCAAAUCGUGGUGGUGGUGGUCAUAAUCAUCAUAAUCAUAGUGGCGUUCAUCAAAUAAUGGCAAACAAUAAUCAUAUUUUAAAUGGAACCAUGAUGACAUCUAACGGCCAGGAUCGAACAUUUGAAUAUACAAGGCCAUUUCCAUGCAUGUAUUGUGGAAAAAGAUUUCAUCAAAAAUCGGAUAUGAAAAAGCAUACCUAUAUUCAUACGGGUGAAAAACCACAUAAAUGUAAUGUAUGUGGAAAGGCAUUUUCCCAAUCAUCAAAUCUAAUCACUCAUGCUCGAAAACAUACCGGUUAUAAACCAUUUGUUUGUGAUCUAUGUCCACGUGCAUUUCAACGUAAAGUUGAUCUUCGUCGUCAUCGUGAUGCUCAACAUAUUUUACAACAAUCCAAUGGUAACAGUAAUUCAUCGAUUUCCAUUCGUCAAUCUCAUAAAAAUUCCAAUGGACAUUUAUUGCCACCACCACCACCACCACCAACAGCAACGACAACAUCCAUAAUACCACAAUCUUCUUCAUCCACUUCUCAAUUGAUGUUACCACAACAAUUACAACGAUUAUUACUGCCUCAAUGAAAAGAAUUUCCUCUUUCUUUUUUUUUGGCAAAAUUUUGCUGAAAAAAAAGCCGGUGCCAAAUAUUUAAAACAGAAAUAUAAUAAUCCGCGCAAAUUGAAAAAUAUUUUUUAGAUAGAU
This is a messenger RNA of Dermatophagoides pteronyssinus (European house dust mite), 1714 nucleotides long. RefSeq lists its product as uncharacterized. Gene Ontology annotation, biological process: regulation of transcription by RNA polymerase II. NCBI's taxonomy places the organism in Eukaryota, Metazoa, Arthropoda, Arachnida, Sarcoptiformes, Pyroglyphidae. The record is from RefSeq and is a predicted model, not a curated record. Gene Ontology annotation, molecular function: DNA-binding transcription factor activity, RNA polymerase II-specific; RNA polymerase II cis-regulatory region sequence-specific DNA binding. Gene Ontology annotation, cellular component: nucleus.